Messenger RNA from Amphibalanus amphitrite, 1720 nucleotides. RefSeq lists its product as uncharacterized. The record is from RefSeq and is a predicted model, not a curated record. The transcript is spliced from 6 exons. NCBI's taxonomy places the organism in Eukaryota, Metazoa, Arthropoda, Thecostraca, Balanomorpha, Balanidae. Bases 126 to 1238 code for a protein of 370 amino acids.
GCUCCGGCUCUGGCUGGCUGUGGACGGGUCACUACGUGUCGGCGGCACUGUGGGUCGGCGGCUCUACUAGCCGGCGGUACUUCUUCGCAGGUACUAAAGCUCGAUACCCUCGGCCCAUCAGUGUAAUGGAGGACGGCGACCGGCCCGUCGGGGCCUCUCUGGUUCCGCUGGUUACCAUGGAAACGGACACCGACGCAGCCGCGUCUCCGGAGCCAGUGCUGUCGGCGGACGGCAGUGACCGCGCGCUGAGCGAGGGCCGCCUCUCGCCGAUGGCUGAGGGCCGCCAUUCGCCGAUGGCUGAGGUGGGGGUCUCGCAGCCGGCUGACCCGGCUGACCAGCCCCCCGCCGCGGGUCAGCCACCGACGGAGGACCAGCAGCCACCGGAGGGUCCGCCGCCGACCGAUGGUCUCUCGCUGGCGGCGCCCGAGGUCAGCCGGACCAGGUCGGCGCCCAGCCAGCCGUGCAGCAGGAGGACCAGCAGGUCCCCCGAGGUGGGUUUCCGACGCGCCGAGUGCCGCUCGGCCGAGGACAUGAUGCUGGGCACCCGGCAGUUCCGCAACGACCUCAGCGACUACUUCAGCAACAUGGACCCCAGCCAGUUCCACUUUUACGACUUCGGCAUACAAGACUUCCUGGUCAUGAAGAGCCACCAAAAUGUGGACAUGAGUCACGAGGACGAGGAGGUGCAGCACGGCGACUUCAACAUCGGCAUGAACGUGUCGCCCGGCCCGUACCUCAGCGACUCGGAUCUCUCCGUGGCCAGCAUCGAGCUGUCCCCGGCGCAGGUGCUGUGGGAGAAGAAGCUGCUGGACGACACGUCAAUCCUGCGGAACUGCCUGCUGAAGCGCGGCCGGCGGCAGGCACUGGCCGCCCAGGAGUCGAGCAGGGGCCGAUUGCAGGCACUGCGCCGGCGCGCCACUGAGCUCUGCUUCGGACACCAGCGCGUCAAAAACGUCGGCAGAAAGAUACUAUCACGGCCGCUCUCCGUCACCGAGAUGGGUGUAGCCGACGACAACAGCACGCGGUCCCACCAGUCGUCGCUGGAUGUCGGGGACGACUGCACCACUAUCGGUAGGCCCUCGCUGGACAUCGCCGAGGACUGUGUACCACUGAACCGCUCCUCACUGGACCUCAGCCAGUGCGGCGAGCGCGGACACGACCUCAGCGGCGAGCGCGGACACGACCUCAGCCGCGGCGGCGAGACGCGGGCGCAGCUGGCUGCCGAGCCCGCCUCGUAAGCCGAGCUGCCUGAUCAAGAACGGAGCUCGUUUGCUAUCAAAAUUUAAUAUAUUUUAGGUUCGUUGAGUAAUCCAAGUUAGUUUGCUUAUCUAUAAUUCUACUUUGUUCUGCUCCUUGAUUUUUUAGCACUUUGUAUUUUUUAUCGUUUUUUAUUUCUUCAGUGUAUUGCCUUUUCUGUCUGUAUUAAUCACAUGUGACCUCGCAAAUGCUGCGAUUUAGCUGUAAGCCGUGUAUGAUAUCCAAAAUAAACUUCAACCGCAGCAGGGCAGUGGCCCGAUCGUAACACAUUGAGGCGGAGGGAAGGGAUGUUUAAUUAACGCCCUAGCUUCUUUCGAUUCCUGGGUCACGUAGCGACACGCGGUAACUGGCGCUCUGAAAAUAAGAAAAUGGAAUUAUGGGGAAUAUCUGUGAUAGAAAUCGGGCUUAGGUAAAAACUAUGCUUCUUGACCUUCUAAAAUGAUACAGAGCCUUAGGAUCUUAG